Messenger RNA from Neofelis nebulosa (Clouded leopard), 1632 nucleotides. Its product is annotated as collagen alpha-1(I) chain-like. The coding region runs from base 1 to 1632 and encodes 543 amino acids. The record is from RefSeq and is a predicted model, not a curated record. Lineage: Eukaryota; Metazoa; Chordata; Mammalia; Carnivora; Felidae. The transcript is spliced from 10 exons.
AUGAUCGCGGAACACCAUUUGGUGUCGGUACCGGCCCACAUCCAGACUCCCCUGGGAGAGCAGACGCCAGGCCCCCCUGCGGCUGGCACGGCCUGGGGUGGCCCGCGGGCGGCAGAAGGUGGCCAGGGAGGCCAGGCCGGCAGCAGCGAGGAGGCCGGGCCCCACAGACGGGCCGCGGGCUCGCACCUGGCCGCUGUGCCCACUGCCGACGUGCCCGUGGAUGCAGGCACUCCCGCCCCUGUGGCCACGGAGCUUGAGUCUCGGGGAACAGCCGUGUCUGGGCUGUGUGGGAGGAUGCACAGAGCAGAGCCGGGCAGAAAGUGCCGGAUUCGGUCUGACAGCGGCAGUACCCCACUGGGAAGUGAGAAAAAGGAGGCCCAGAGAGGGACGGGCGGCGGGAAGGAAGCGGCCUCCGUCAGUGACAGCGGCCACAAGGUCGCGCCCACCCCCCCCAACAUGCUGCGGGUCUUUGGCCCCAUCGCACCCGCCCUCCACUGGCCACCACCUUCUCCGAUACGGCCCGCUGCCCGCGCUGGCGGUCAGGGUGGGCCUCCCGUGGAGGACCAGGGCGGCGUGGGCGUCUGCCCCGAACGCACAUCCCGUGCUCCCCGGUCAGCAGCCCUGGGUUUCAUUACCCCCGAGUGCCCCCCCUGGAAAAUACCCCCAAACUGUGUGGGCGUGAGCAGGAGUCAGGUGGACGAGGUCUGGGGACAGAACCCGGUCAGCGCCAUCCAGCCCGGCCCUCCUCCGGCCAGACCGCUGUGGGGUGAGGCGGCCCCGAUGCACCGCCCUGGGCCAGGCGCCCGGAAGGAGAGAGCCCUGACGCAAGUGGCCGCCCAGCCCGUGCGCGGCCAGGCGGACACGGCCAGCAGCCAGUCGGGCCCGGUGCGCCGCGUGGGGCCGCCAGGCCCGUCGGGACCCCGACCCGGGCGCCGCAGUUCUGGACCCCCGGGGACGGCUCCUUCCCUCACUCCUGGCACAGCCGGCUGGCUGGCCUUUGCUGCCUGUUCGGAUGCUGCCCCAGCGUCUCCAGCCCCCCCUCUGCCCGUGUGGGAGCAAGGGCCCCUCCCCCAAGUAUGGGACGGGCCCGUCCGCUCUGGGCUGUGGGGACUGCCCGUCCUGAGUGCGGGGCGCACUGGGCAGCUGAGGCCGUACGGGCUCCGGAGGGAGCUUGCCGAACCCCCCGCCACACGGGAAGGGGUGCCCCUGAUGGAGGAAGUCGAGCGGGUGCUGUUUGGGGCAGAACCCCUGGCCCAGAUCUUCACCUCGCAGAGGGCUCAGAGCCGCUCCCGACCCCGCUCCGCCCCAUUCAGCCCGGUGGCAGGGCUCCCGCGGGCCCGGGACCGCGGGGAGGGGGCGCCUCACCCCUUCCACGGCCCCGGGCCAGUGCACCCGAGGCUGUGGCCUGGCCGCGCGGACGGCCCCCCGGGGGACCCCGCGCCCGUCGAGGUCUGGGUGCUGCCUGCCCGCUCGCCCGGUGGACCUGUGGGCUCGCCGGGCCCCGCUCCCCCGCCUGCCAGCUGCCCCGGCCGAGAGGCCCGCCGCGGGCAGGACGGGGCAGCCCCCCGCCGGGCCGGCAGGGCCUCCGUGCAGGCGCCACAGGAAGGCCUCGGCUGCUGCUCGGGUCCCUGA